Messenger RNA from Menidia menidia (Atlantic silverside), 2178 nucleotides. The record is from the annotation of a GenBank genome assembly. NCBI's taxonomy places the organism in Eukaryota, Metazoa, Chordata, Actinopteri, Atheriniformes, Atherinopsidae.
AUGAAAACACCUGGAGAUAGUGGGUUUGCCUUUCCAGAAUGGGCCUACAAGCCCGAGUCCAGCCCCGGGUCCAGGCAGAUCCAGCUGUGGCACUUCAUCCUGGAGCUGCUCAGGAAAGAGGAGUAUCACGAUGUGAUCGCGUGGCAGGGGGACUAUGGCGAGUUCGUCAUCAAGGAUCCAGACGAGGUGGCCCGGCUCUGGGGGGCCAGGAAGUGUAAACCCCAGAUGAACUACGACAAGCUUAGCAGGGCACUGAGAUACUACUACAACAAGAGGAUCCUCCAUAAAACCAAAGGCAAGAGGUUUACCUAUAAGUUCAACUUCAACAAACUGGUUUUGGUCAACUACCCCUUCAUCGACAUGGGCUCCUCUGGAAGCAGCGUUCCUCAGAGCGCCCCUCCCGUCCCGACAGGAGCCGGAACCCAUUUCCGCUUCCCUCCUUCCACUCCCUCGGAGGUCCUGUCCCCCAACGAGGACCUGCGCAGCCCCGGGGGCAUGUUCAGCUCCGUGGCCCGGCGGAUAGGACGCGGCUCGGUCAGCGACUGCAGCGACGGCACCUCCGUCAAUUCAGAGGUGGAGGAGGGCAACACGGGAGUGGGGGAGGAGCGAGGCGAGAGGGGUGUGAGUGGAGGAGGUGGCCCUGGAGGUGGAGGCGGGUACCGAAGUAUCAUUCACCCCCGUCUGUCCCACGAGACCCUUUUCCGCAUGUAUGGAGGGCCGGGGAACCCCGCGGGCCACCACGGCUCCCGCGGCCCCACCGGGCACCGCAUCCACCAGGAGCCCCUGUCCCCAUUCCCAGUGUCCCCCCUGCCUGGGCCUGGAGGGGCCAACCUGCUGGCGCCUCCUCUGUCUCCAGCCCUCUCCAUGACCCCAACCUCUCACCUCCCCUACACUCCCUCGCCCACUCUGUCGCCCAUGCUGGGCUCCCACUUCUCCUUCAACCCAGAGGACAUGAAGCGGUACCUGCAGGCCCACACCCAGUCUGUGUACAACUACGGCCUCAGUCCCCGAGCUUUCCUCCAGUACCCCAACAUCGUCAUCCCCCAGCCCCACCGGCCCGCCGCAGACAAAGCCGCCGAGAGAGGAGCCGCCGAGAGGGCAGAGCGAGCCGCCGCCGGCGGAGAGCGGGGAGGAGACCGCCACCACCACCCAUCGCUGGCCCACUCCGCCCACCACCACCCACGCCCUCACUCCGCCCACCCCCACCCCCACUCCCACCCCAUGCAUCACUCUCUCCACCUGGGUGAGGAGCCCCCACACAUGUCCCCCUUCAAGUUCAAGCUGCAGCCGCCUCCUCUGGGACGGAAGCAGCGGGAGGGGCAGAGCCAGAGCAAACCCAGGCAGAGCUCCCUGUCCUCGGGCUCCGGCUCCGGCUCCAUGUCCUCCACCUCUGGCCUGGGCUCCUCACUGUCGUUUGGAAGCGACCUGAGCUCAGCCAGCGGCUCUGGAGUCAUCUCUGCCUCCUCCUCGACACAGUCUCUAAACAGCGCGGGACUCCCCAAGAUAAAGGUGGAGCCCAUCUCUGACAUAGAGUCGGAAGAGGAGGUGGAGGUCACAGACAUCAGCGAUGAGGACCCGGAUGAGCGAGAUGAAGAGUUUCAGCUCUUCUCCAGCCGCCACUUACGAGCCGCCGAGCACCACCACCUGGCAAACGGCUCAGCCACCAACCAACAUCAGCCCCACGCCGACGAAGACCUGGACGAGGACGUCUUCAAAGCCCCCGCUCCUCCUCCUCCCGGCCUGAUGCCGUUCUUCACCUCCCAGCACAUACAUUCAAACGCACUCCGCCCGCUGCCCACCCUCAAGAGUGAGCCCGUAGAGCCAGGGGAGAGCACCACCCCCCCCUCUCAGACGGGCUCGGCGGGGGCCACGCAGACCAAGUGCAUCCCCCUCAAGCUGCGCUUCAAGAGGCGCUGGAGCGAAGACCAGCGCAUGGAAGCAUCCCAGGAGGAGUCGGAUGACAAAAAAGUGCGGCCGGAGGAGGACCGGGAGCGAGGGAGGCAGAGCAACGGAUGCACGGAGAUGGAGGAGGACGGGACGGGCAGUGGAGAAGGAGACAGCCCUCCCCCGCUGACGUACGAGGGCUCUCUAGCAACGCCGCUGCCCUCACACCGGAGAGUGAGCGCUGAGCUGCAUCGGGCCACCGCGCAGCUGUCCCUGGAGAACAAAGACUGCUGA